Molecule: messenger RNA, 2310 nt
Organism: Striga hermonthica
Lineage: Eukaryota; Viridiplantae; Streptophyta; Magnoliopsida; Lamiales; Orobanchaceae
Source: the annotation of a GenBank genome assembly
AUGGGUGAGAUUGGUGGCACUGAAGGUCAUUCAUCUGCCUCGGCUAACGAAAAGUGCCGAAACAAACGAAAAUGCUCGUCCGAUCUCACAUUCCACCCCCCGGACCUGCCACCGUCCUUAUCCAUGACCGAAUUCCCCAAGUACGAACUGCUCGAGCAGCACUUCCAGAGUGCGUUCAGACAACUGAGCUCGAUCCUCGAGAAAUCCAAGGACCUCAGUAAGGACAAAAAAGUGGAAAAACACGAGGUAGAUGAUGCCGAAUGGGACGACCCAAUCACCUUCCAGCUCGAGGAACUUCUGUCGAGCCUCUUGUCAACGACUUUCGCCAGUGCCGCCAAAAAGCUCGUUGGGUGUGGCUACACCGAAGAAACUGCCGAGUGGGCCAUCCUCAACAGCAGCAACUUUAACGGCACUAAUGAUGCCGAGUCCAGCAUCUUCGAAGGAGCUUUGGCUCUGCUGAAGAUGAACGAGCACGUGAAGAUGCCCAAGAAAACCGUGUUUGAAGGCCUCCGGAGCCUGGUCGAGUACACACUGCUCGAGAUGAUCCACGUUGUUCGAGAGCUCAGGCCCGAGCUGACCGUAACUGAGGUAAUGUGGUGCCUGUUGGUGAGUGACAUGGACCUUGCUACUGCAUGUGGGCUGAGAUGGAGCCCAGAAGAAGCCCACGGAGGAAGCCCGGUUGAACUUUCUGGAAAAUUAGGCGCCCUAAAGCCGGGGGAUCCACGGGCCCAGAUCUUUCACCCUGAGACGCCGACUGUUGGGCCGGCCCAAUACAGAAAGCCCGGCCCAGGCCCAGUUGGAUCGAGGAAAGAGGCUUCUAUCUCUCUUCAGGAACUGAAGGCGAGGUUUCCGGGCAUUGCUGACAUGGACGAGAAACCGGGGGCUGCCGGAGGCAAUAAAAAGGCGCCAGCUAUUCAUUUCAAGAGGGAUUUGCUCCGUCAGAAGGCCGUCCAUUUCGAGAAGAACUACAGAGGCCGGCUUACAAAAGGAAGCUUUAAAGCCAAAGUGGCUGCUUGGGGAAGCAUGGUCCUAGAUCAGACACUCAAGUCUCAGUCAGGUGUGGUAAUGAUGGAAAACUACUCGAGGUUAAGUAUCUCUGAACAAGAGGAAAAAAAUAUAGUCAAUCGACAGCUGGCCGAUAUAGAUCCGGUUUCUGCAUUUCCGGCUAGAAAUCCCGGCACUUGUCGGGGAGGAGGAGAGAAAGUCGUUAAGUUCCCCGAUCCUCCCAAAGAGCCGACCAAUUACUAUGCACAAAUCCCAUUUGACGAGAUUCUCCAGGAAUACGUGGCGAAGGAUGAAAAAGAUAAGUUGCUGUUGAUGAUCGUGCCCCUCAAGGCUGAGCUCGAGAGGGAGCUUCAAGGGUGGUGUAACUGGGCGAACGAGAAAGUCAUGCAGGCGGCCGGGAAGCUCAUGAAGGAACACGCUGAACUAAAAACACUUAGACAAGAGAAAGAGGAUAUCGAGAAAUCUAAGAAGGAUAAACAGACUGUGGAGGAGAGUAUGGUUAAGCGUCUGGCAGAAAUGGAUAACGCACUGGCUAACACGACAGGUCAGAUCGAGCUGACCAGCUGUACCGUUAGGCGGCUUGAAGUCGAAAAUAAUGUGCUGAGGAGGGAAAUGGAGGAUGCUAGGAUGGAGGCUCGUGGGUCGGCGGUUAAAUUGGAGGAGGCUGUUGCGAAGGAGCAGGAGAUGAUGAAGAAAUUGCAGGUUUGUGAGGUAGAGAAGGGUUUGAUGGUUGAGAAAUUGAGUAUUACGAGACGGGAAAAGGCUGAGUUGGAGAGUCGGAUUGGGAAGAUGAAAAAUCGGCAGAAUCAGUUCAAGGUCCUGUUGAGGCAGGAAGAGAAAGAGAGAGUAAAAGCAGAAAAACUACUUGAUUCUCUGAGGGGGGAAAGGGAGAAAGUAGAGACCCUGAUGAAAGCAGAAGUUGACAACAUAAACCGAACGGCGCAGGUGAAAAAACACAAGUUUGAAGAAGACAUCAAGAAUCUCCAAAGUAUGAUAUCCGAAUUGAAGAUGGAAUCGGACAAGGAAAAAAUAGCUGCUCUAAGUGCGGGCUACGGCCCGAAUGUCCCUAAAUACAGAGGAGAGAGAAUGGCAGUUUUUCAGGAGAUUUUCGGGACUGGUGAUGUGAAGGAGGAGAGAGAGUGUGUGAUGUGCAUGACAGACGAGAUUUCGGUUGUUUUCUUGCCGUGUGCUCAUCAGGUUCUUUGCGGAUCGUGCAAUGCUCUUCACGAGAAGGAAGGUAUGAAGGAUUGCCCGUCUUGUCGGGAGACUAUCAAGAAACGGGUUUCUGUCAGUUUUCGGGAGUAA